Messenger RNA from Rhodotorula graminis WP1, 1120 nucleotides. RefSeq lists its product as uncharacterized. The record is from RefSeq and is a predicted model, not a curated record. Lineage: Eukaryota; Fungi; Basidiomycota; Microbotryomycetes; Sporidiobolales; Sporidiobolaceae. Gene Ontology annotation, molecular function: oxidoreductase activity, acting on the CH-OH group of donors, NAD or NADP as acceptor. The coding region runs from base 1 to 1035 and encodes 344 amino acids. The transcript is spliced from 8 exons.
AUGCCCACCAAGACCGUCCUCGUCACCGGUGCUUCCGGCUUCGUCGCCUCCUACGUCAUCGACGCCUUCCUCAACGCCGGGUGGGCCGUCAAGGGCACCGUCCGCUCGCUCGCCAAGGCCAACCACCUCAUCGAGCGCUACCCCGACCACGCCGAUAAGCUCACCUUUGUCCAGGUCCCCGACCUCGUCACGGGCGAGGGCCUCGAAGACGCCGUAAAGGGCUGCGACGCCGUCGCCCACACCGCCAGCCCGUACACGUUUAACAUCACCGACCCGAUCAAGGACCUCAUCGACCCGGCCGUCAAGGGCACGCUCUCGGUUCUCAAGGCCGCAAAGGACGAGGGCAUCAAGCACGUCGUCAUCACGUCGUCGUUCGCCGCCGUGACGAGCUUGCCCGACGGCGGACCGUGGCGCGACUACACGUACACGGCCGACGACUGGAACCCGGCAACGCUCGACGACGUGCACGACCUGCCGCCUCCCGCCGUCUACUCGCUGUCCAAGAAGCUCGCCGAGAAGGCCGCCCACGAGUUCGCCGCCCAACACGGCCUCGUCCUGAGCUCGAUCAACCCGCCCAUGAUCUAUGGCCCGCCGCUACAGAAGAUCGCGAGCCGCGACGAGGUCAACACGUCGUCGGCCGCCAUCUACGCCCUCAUCAACGGCGACGAGGGCCGCGACGUACCGUGGAACCGCCUGCCGCUGUUUGCGCACGUCGCCGACGUCGCGACGGCCCAUGUGCGCGCUCUCGAGGCCGACGACGACAAGGUGGCUGGCAAGCGGUUCCUCAUUUGCGGCGGCUCGUUCACCUGGGAGGACGCCACGAGCUACCUCGCCUCGCAGCGCCCAGCUCUCCGCUCGCGCCUCCCGACCCUUCCCGCCUCGCCCGACCAGUACAAGGACGCCGGCAAGCCCAUCGCCACGCUCGACACGUCGCUCGCAAAGGCCAACCUCGGGUUCGACUCGUUCAUCGGCUGGGAGGAGACGCUCCUUUCGACCGUCGACGCGCUCGUCGAGAUCGAGAAGCAGUUUGCGUAGCGUAGAGAUGGGCGCUGCUGUAGACAUAGACCGCGCUCGUCGGAGAAGAACCUUGGAAAUGACGAAACUUGCUGUGCACGAUCUC